UUUUAUUUUAUGUGUAUACGUGCGUAAACAGUACACAUGCUGGUGAGGUGAGCUAGUCAGUGGCUGAUAUUUUGGGGAGGGAAGUGUGGCCAAUCUAUCGCUGCACGGAGCGCACGGAGAGCUUCCAUUUUACGCACCGAGGAAUCCUGAGCUGAAGCCCGCGCCGACGACGUGUCGCUGUACAGGCAUUUUGCUGUCAGCAACGCCAUAGCGAUUUGAAAACGCAAAACGCGAACUGCUCUCUCAUCUCGUCAGCUUUGAGGAGGAGGCAUCGAGGGACCAGGGGUGUCCCCCCGUUUGUGUGUAACACCGUGUGUCAGCUCACGUGUGUGUUUGUGUGCGUUUGGAACAAGAGAGAGGAGAGAGAGAGCGCGAUACGAGAGUAAAACAGAUCGGACGCGCGGCGUAGAAGACAGCUGCUUUUGGACACGUUUUGGACACAGACGCCGCUCGACUGCAAAGGCUGCACACGAAAAAAUAAUAUAAAUAAGACUUACUUUGCAUCACAUCUCCCGUCCAUUCAAUUUACAGUGUUAUUUAUAUUAUUUCGGGGAGCUUUCAGCGUCUCCCUGUCUGCUGGACAAGUUUGGCCGCUAAACGACGCACCUCGGGACUUUGCCGCAUACGUCCCCUUGACUUCUUUCUGCUGGACAUGGGCGCAUCUGACGCCAAACAGCGGUAGACGGAGUGUUCGGAGCUGCCGUCCUCUUUCCUCCAAUCUCUUGCAGAGUGGACUCACUUUUGAAAGAGCGUGUUUUUUUUCUAUCUGGGCCUAAGGCCGACUUGUUUAAAGGUCCUUUUUUUGCUUCCGGCAACAGCGAAGAGACCAAGUCUUCCUCCCUCAGCUCUCACUCCCUCUCUCACUUUUUUGGAAGCUGAACUUUUAAAGGAAAAUGGGGCAUUGAGAGGGUUGGCAGAUCUCCCCACGCUAUAAUGGCUACCGACACCUACCUGGUGAACGACGAUCCUACUAGAGGCCCCGGGAUGCCUGAAUGUUUCCUCGUGUCUGAUACAUAUAGGGAUGAAUUCCACCCCUUCAUCGAGGCCCUUCUGCCCCAUGUCCGCGCCUUCGCCUACACCUGGUUCAAUCUCCAGGCCCGCAAGCGCAAAUACUUCAAGAAGCAUGAGAAGCGCAUGUCCAAGGAGGAAGAGCGUGCAGUGAAGGAUGAGCUGCUGGGGGAGAAGCCAGAGAUCAAGCAGAAGUGGGCCUCGCGCCUGCUGGCCAAGCUACGUAAGGACAUCCGGCCUGAGUUCCGUGAGGACUUUGUGCUCACCAUCACAGGGAAGAAACCCCCCUGCUGUGUGCUGUCCAACCCCGACCAGAAGGGUAAGAUCCGUCGCAUCGACUGCCUGCGCCAGGCUGACAAGGUGUGGCGGCUGGACCUGGUGAUGGUCAUCCUGUUCAAGGGCAGUCCCCUGGAGAGCACGGAUGGAGAACGACUGGUCAAGUCACCACAGUGCACCAACCCUGGUUUGUGUGUCCAGCCACACCACAUCGGAGUGUCUGUCAAGGAGCUGGACCUCUACCUGGCCUACUUCGUCCACACGCCAGAAUCUGGACAAUCAGACAGCUCUAGCCAACAGGGGGACACAGACAUCAAACCACCACCCAACGGGCACCUGAGUUUCCAGGACUGUUUUGUCACCUCAGGGGUGUGGAAUGUGGCGGAGCUGGUCAGAGUGUCACAGACUCCUGUAGCCACAGCAUCAGGUCCUAACUUCUCACUGGCUGACCUGGACAGUAGUCCCAGCUACUACAACAUUAACCAGGUGGCUCUUGGGCGGCGCUCCCUCACCUCCCCUCCUUCCACCAGGUCUGAGGUGGAGUUGUACGCACACCUUCCACGGAGCUCCACCAAGAGGAAGUCCUUAGAUGACAGUGAGCUGGAGAGCCCCACCGAUGAUGUUUUCUACCCUGGACGUUCACCUGCUGCCAGUUCUUCCCAGUCCAGUGCGUGGCCUAAUGACAUGGAUGCAGUGCAGCACCAUUUGGCGAGUGUGCAGGAGAGGAAGAUAAAACAUGAAAACGAUGGCGUGCAGUUUCCUUACCAUGGACUGUCCUCGCCUGGUUCACUUAAGAAGCCGGGGAAGUUUGAUUUCAACGCCCUGACUUCCCAGACGAGGUCCCCCCGCAUGGCGUUCACACACCACCCGCUGCCUGUGCUGGCAGGAGUGAGACCAGGGAGUCCUCGUGCCUCAGCCUCAGCCCUGCACUUCCCUUCCUCCUCUAUCAUCCAGCAGUCCAGCCCGUAUUUCACCCACCCCACCAUACGCUACCAUCACCACCAGGAUCCGCUUAAGGAGUUUGUGCAGUUUGUGUGCACCGACGGCACAGGACAGCCCAGUGCACAGCCUAAUGGAGGUGGCCAGAGCAAAAUGCCGGGCUCCUUCCUGCUGCCCCCGCCACCCCCGGUGGCGCGCCCUGUGCCCCUCCCCAUGCCCGACUCUAAAACCAUCAGCACGCCCACUGACGGCGGACUCAGCUCACCCGCAUCUCCGUCAUACUCCACGCCAGGCUCCACAGCUCCCAACCGGUUUGUCGGCAUCGGAACACGGGACAACUUUCUGAAUAUCCCCCAGCAGACUCAGUCCUGGUUCCUCUGACAAGGCCGCCUUGAAUCAACAGCUAAAAUUGUGUCAUGACAAUUGGAAAUUUGAAAACAAACACAUCGCCGCUGAAAAAAUAACAAAAUGAAACAAACUGCUGACACUAAAAGUCUUUCCCUUUCGCCAACACUAUUCAAAGUACUACUACAGAACGAAAGAAAAAAAAACACGAUGCCCCAAGAGGACCCCAAAUCACACCAUUUGAACAGGAACACUUGUCCCCUCUUAUGCAGGAGGCUUCAAUGAGAUUCAGUGGACAGACUCAGAAUGCAACAAGCAAGAAGAGGAGGAAGAACUGUCUCACACACACACCCUGAAAUGUCAGAAAAGAAACACAAUAUGGCAACCUGACAAAUGACCAAUUAUACAUUUGUUUUUUUUUUGUUUGUUUGUUUUUUUUAAUUAUAUAUAUAUAUAUCUUAUUUUUUUUUUUUCAUUUUGUUGUCUCCACAAUGAAACUCCAUGCAUUGGCUGGGAGAUCCAAAAAAGGACAAGUUGUGGUAAAUGCUAAAGUCAGAUGUGGAAAAAAAAAAAAAAAAAAACAAUUGCCACCCAAAUUGCACACUUCUAUAGUUGUGUAUUUCUUUGCUCAUUUCUCCCCCAGGUACAUGAUCCCACCUGACACCAAUUACCCUACACACCGCAUCUCACCUGGAGCUCAGUGCUGCUCAGGGUCAAGGCCGUAACUACAGCCACAUACCUGCGUGUCACCACACUCUGCUCUUUCAUUUGCUCAGCCCUGAGCCUCUUUCAUUUCCGAUUGGCCAAUCAUGGUGACACCAUCUGAUGGUGUGACAUAUAUGCACUAAGUGGCUGGUCUUCGUUUACCUGUCAAAGUAUCAGGGUGUCCUGCUGUGGGAGAAGUGAUAGCCAUGAGGCAAGUGCAAGAAAGUGAACACACAGUCAUAACACUAACACUACAUGUGCUCUUUCGUCCCCUCACCUAUGCACUAUUAAUUUUUUAAUAAGGGAUGAACAGUAUUGCACAUUGAUGGUCAGAUGAGUGAUCAGAGAAGCGAGUAGUGGCUGGCAGCCACUGCAGGGAGGAGGCUGUGCUAUCAUUUGGAGUCUAGGCCCUGACACAUGCAGCACUCACACGCAGAUCCACAGACACAUAUGCACGCUUCCAGGCAGUGCACGCAGACUAUUUUCUCCACAACAGUCACAACAUCACCUUAUUCUUCAGACAUGGACUUUACCAUGAUGCACACACCAUCAGCUUCAUACUUUUAGCUUUAAUUUUGUUUGUAGGUGGGUUUUUCCAGCUUUGGUUUUGUCUGAUCUGGAUUGUUUUAACCUUCUCUUGCAUGUCAUAACAUUUUUCUUUAGUUUGCAAUAAUACAUUAAGCAUCAUGCUCAGAUUUUGGCAAAGUAAUAACAGCUGUUUCUUAUAUCUCUCACAUAUAGACAGCACGUUAACAACUGCUCAUCAUACGCGUCCCUUACAUUGCUUCACACAGUAUCCCUUGGUCCAGUCACAGGAAAACCCAGAGGAGCACACACAUGUACACUCUCAGACGGACAUAUAGAACGUGAACCUACAACAAUCCGACAUAAAUGAAUAAAGGGAAGCCUUUACAUUUGGUUCUCCAAAUCGCCUUUGUUAAUGGUUUUUCAUUCAUUUAAGAUUUGUCUUUUUAAUUUGCGAUAUUAUUCUAUGUAAAUGUUCACAAUGAAAUCGCUGUUGGUAUUAUUUUAAUCAUGACGCAAUCCAACAAAAACCGACCUCACAAAAUAACUGGACUGCCUAGCUGUUUGUUCUGUUUUGCAGGGAUAGUAAACAGGGCGGAGAUCCUUUUCUCAGCCUUUCUAGCAGCAUUAGCUCUUUGUACUAAAACCAUAUAUCAAGACUAUAACAAUAUAUGGAAGUGCCUCUGUAUUCCCUUCAUGCAAUUAGUAAUAAACUUGACUUCAGGUUCUCUUCCCACAUAUAAGCUAAAGCUACAGGGAAUGGUAGCCUUGGUGCAUGUGGAAACCAUUGGCCUAGGACAGAUCUUUAUAGAGGACUGCAAACUUUUUUUUUGUAAAGAAAGAGAGAGAGAUCUUAUACAUAUAUAUUUAUGAUAUAUGCUCCUUUUUAACUUUUACUACACAAGCUUGUUGGCAGUCUAGUUAUUUUCUGAACUCUCACCUCUCCUGCCCCACAACCUGUUUCAGUAACAUCACCUUACUGUUACCAGUACGAAUCAAACGACACACGCCAUCGCCAUCUGCAGCGCAGCAUUAUAAUACCUAGAUGAACAUGUCAAAAAUCGACAGUAGGAUUGAAGAAAAAAAAAGUGUUUGUUCUUUGAUGGAAAGUAUUAUUAUUGAAAAUAUGUGUCGAUUGAGCCACGUGCAAUGCAUUGGGUAGAUCAUUGUGUUUGUCUGUUAGAGAUUUUUAAGAAAGCUAAGAGAAAAGAGAAAAAAAAAAUGUAUUUGUUUCAAGUCCAUAAGCUCCGGGACUCUAAACUAGAGGGCCAUGAAAAAUCCUAGUCUUUGUAAGUUGGGGGUAUUUGUUUUUAUUUCCUUUGUCUCUUUUUUAAUGUUUUAUGUGUAAUCAUUUGUUUAUAAAAAUGUGGGAGGGCUGAAGGAAAAAAAUCUACACAACUUCAGAAAAAUUUCUAUCAUUAGAUGAAAACUGGUGCUUUAACACUAUAAAGUACAUUCAGAACUAUUAUAAAGGAAUGAACAAAAGUAACAGACCAUUUAGGAAGCAGCAUUAUUCCUCUCUCUAUUUGUAUUCUAUUUGUAUUGAGUAGGGGGAGAGGUUCUUAUUCCUUAAGGUUGUGACACAAAAGGCAUUUUGGUUCAACCUUUAGAAAAUACAAAACAAAUCUAUUUUGUCAAGCCUAAGAAAUUCUUCAGAUAACUUAACAAUGCACUGCCUGAAAUUCACCAGCUAAAACAGAACAACCUUCUCAAUUUAAUUCAUUUUUACCACAUUGGCAUAAACACACGACAAGUUCCUCCCCGUUUUGUGGGAGAAACUUUCCAUCCAGAAAGCCCAUUAUCACCCUAAUAUGUUUCUGAAUCUAGAGCCGAAUAGAGCUCAGUGGGUUGUGUUGAGACACUUGAAGUGGAAUGAGUAUUAAGAUCUUCUGUACAGCAGAAACAACAGAAAAGGGGCAAAAGUAGCUUGUAAUCGUAAAUAUGAGGUCUGAGCCAUUUGUAAAACAGGCAGCAAGGUGAGCCUCUCCCCUGUUCCACCCCCUCCUCUGUAAAUGACUCUUAUAGUGCUUGUGCUGUAGUGUAUAGUUUCCCAGCAGUUAAAGGUUGUCCCUUGAAAGUGCCUUUUGUUCACAGACUCCAUUUUGUAAUCCAGAUCGCCCUUUUUUCGAAAUGGCUCGAGGUAGCAGGUUGGCCCUGAGUGCAAGGAUGCAGGAGGUCGUUACCCAUUCACAGCACUCAGGGGCAACUUUUACCCCCGGCUUCGAAAGGAAUCCCCUCCAUUGUUCCUCCCCUCUUUCCUCUAUUCCUUUUCAAAGCUAUAUAUAUAUAUAUAUAUAUAUAUAUAUAUAUAUAUAUAUAUAUAUAUAUAUAUAGUACAAAAGGAAACUGGUGUGAAUUAGUUAUUUACUUUUUAUUGAUAAAUGACAAAAAAAAAAAAUUUAAAGGCAAAAAAACUUGUUCUCGUUCAGCUCUUGCUUUUUUCUUCCCCUCUGUCUCCACUGUCUGUUUUCUCUUAGACACUGGAGUAGUCUGUAACUGUGUGUCUGUCACUCUCCGUCUCUCUCUUUCUCUCUCUCUCUCUCUCUCUCUCUUGUCCUCUCCACUGUUGGGAGGGCGAAAAAAAAAAAUUGCCGAAAAACUUUUGUCUGAGCAGAAUGCAGUUAGCUCACAUGUUAUUCUUGUCUGUAUGCUUCACAUUGUAUUACCAUACCCAUCUUCUUCAGCUUCUCCAUUCAGCAGCUAAUGUAAGUGAACAAAUUACGCUGACGGGCUUUUGGGGGUGUCCUUGGGUGGGUUAGGAAGGGGGUGACAGGGGUUCCAGGGUAUGGGUUGAAGACAUUUUACGUGGAAGAUGGAAGGGGAUUGAGAGGGCUGGAUAACCUGCAUUGGGAAGUUGGAAAGGGGCUGCUCGGACUAGAAUAAGAGUUUGGUCUUUUGUUUUGGCUUUUUAUGUCUUGGCUUUGUUUUAUUCCCCCUUUUUGUUUCUUUUUAAUCUGGAUUCUUUUCAUUAGUUCCUAUCAGGGUAUGUUGUCAUUUAAGCUCUCUUUGAGGACGCCUUGGACUGUAAAAUGAAAGCUACAAGCACCUUAUAUCCGGACUUGUCCUGCAUGAGGCUGAAAGAGGGGUCGCAUUUCCAGGAUAAAUCCCACAUCCAUUCAAACCAUCCAUUUAAAGUGAAGUAUUGUCAUUCACACGCUUCACACAAUGAAGCCCGCAGCAGUAUUAGCCAUUUACAAUAUACAAACCAGAUAGAUAAACGGCCGGCAUAAACCUGAUCUCUCAGAUUUUUGAGGAUACAGGGAAGUCCCUCCAUUUUCCUCCUCUGAACACCUCAUGCUGGAUUGCUCCGUGUCUUUGUUCUGUUGUUUAUUUUGUUCUUUAUCUUAAGUGUGUAUGGUUAUUGGUGAAUUAGGCAGCACCCUAGGCCCCCUGACUCCCAACUCGUCUACGCCUCUGUCUUUGCCCUCAGUGCAGCACCACUUAUUUGUGAGAACACCCCCAGAGCUCUAGGUGAAAUGCAUGUGUUAAUUACAGUUUCUUUUCCAUAAGAAGAAAAACACAGUUUGAGAAGAGCAGCACCUGAUUGAAUAAAAAGGAUGUUCUUGACUGUA
Mugil cephalus (flathead mullet) is the source of this 7370-nucleotide messenger RNA. RefSeq names its product nuclear factor 1 X-type-like. Gene Ontology annotation, biological process: regulation of transcription by RNA polymerase II. Gene Ontology annotation, cellular component: nucleus. Lineage: Eukaryota; Metazoa; Chordata; Actinopteri; Mugiliformes; Mugilidae. The transcript is spliced from 14 exons. The record is from RefSeq and is a predicted model, not a curated record. The coding region runs from base 934 to 2604 and encodes 556 amino acids. Gene Ontology annotation, molecular function: DNA-binding transcription factor activity, RNA polymerase II-specific; RNA polymerase II cis-regulatory region sequence-specific DNA binding.